Messenger RNA from Perca flavescens (yellow perch), 6788 nucleotides. It is a transcript of the gene eif4g1a, whose product is annotated as eukaryotic translation initiation factor 4 gamma, 1a. The transcript is spliced from 31 exons. NCBI's taxonomy places the organism in Eukaryota, Metazoa, Chordata, Actinopteri, Perciformes, Percidae. Bases 506 to 5563 code for a protein of 1685 amino acids. Gene Ontology annotation, cellular component: eukaryotic translation initiation factor 4F complex. Gene Ontology annotation, molecular function: translation initiation factor activity; protein binding; mRNA binding. The record is from RefSeq and is a predicted model, not a curated record.
CCGGAAGUUACCCAUGCGACUUGGAGGCGCACCGGCUCCAUAGCAGAAACAUCGCAUUAUGGCCUCGCUCUGAGCCUACUGAUGCGACAGUUGUGUACAUACCUAACCGGCAAUCCGUCACCAUCGACGCCUUGAUCAUGGACCUCCGGUCCAGAGGCUUUUUUCGGGGCCAUCGGAGUUGUCAAUAGUACUCUUUAAGUACUAUAUUAUUUGAUUUUGAGCACUGUCACUUUUGCACGCCCGGGGAUUUAAACCGAAGUGACAGUAGUAGCACUCACCCCCAUCUGCCGGUCAGCUAGCUAGCUCGCUAAGUCAAUAGCCAAGAAGGGCAUCACUUUUCUUUUGGAGUAAAGGACAAGGAAACUGCAACACCACUACUUUUAUUAACAGAAGACUGAUCAGAGGCCGAUUCCCCGAGUUACCAUCUAACAACAUAUUCACUAUUGAUUCCUGAAAGGCUGGCAACAAACGGCCACCCUAAUGCAGAACCAUAAAAGAACGUGAAAUGAACAAACCACCACAGCCUAUAACGGGACCCACUUCUGUCCCAAAUCCUGCCCCAUCCCCUGGAUUGACACAGGCUGCCUACGGUCCUGGACAGCCCCCUUCUCUUGUUUUUGCCACCCCUCCACCUCCACAAAUGAACUCUGCACCUCAGCCAAGACAGAGUUACUAUCAAAACCGACCAGCCAUGGCCACCAGUGCUCCAAGGGUACAGACAAGUAGUGGCCCACGACCUGUCGGACCCACUCAAGUCUACCCGCACGGCUCACAGAUGAUGAUGAUUUCCCAGCAGCAGCUGUCUUUUGCUGGCUCCCCUCAGGGCUACUUUAUCCCCCCUGGACAGUACCGGGCCCCAUAUAUGCCUCCUACUCAGCAGUAUCCUGUGACCAGCGGUACAGCAGGCUUCUAUCCGGGAACUAGCCCUGCUGAAUACCCUGCUUAUGCAGGAGCAUACUAUCCAGCUCAACCGCAGUACUCUCAGUCUGUCCAGCCGGCACCGGUCAUGAUCAACCCCGCCCAGCAACAGCAACAAGCCCCGCCUCCUCAGCAACCACCCGCACAGUCACAAGGGCCACCAAAGAGGGAACGCAAACCGAUAAGGAUACGAGACCCCAACCAGGGCGGGCGUGAUAUCACCGAGGAGAUCAUGUCAGGUGGAAGGUCCACCACCACACCAACUCCUCCACAGGCCUCCACAGCAGAUGGAAGUCCUGCACAGACCAAUGGUGAAGUCCCACAGCCUGCCACUACAGUGACGAGAAGAGAUGAAAACACUGAGCCCUCUGCUAGCGCUGAAACCCCACCACCUCUUGCCACAGCAAAUACAGAGCCUGUGGUGGAGGUGAAACAGGAAACGGACAACCAGAUGACACCGCCUGCUGAGUUAGCCGUACAAUCUGUAGCCCCUACAGCCGCUGCAGAGGUGCCACCCCCAUUGAUAAAGGACCUGCAGUCUCCCCCUUCCCUCCCUGCAGCAGCAGCAUUUACUACUACAGUUCCUCCUGAGGCAGAAAAUAAAGUUGAUACUAAAGUUGGUGACACCGUAGACGCUCCUGUCGGCCCUUCUGCAUCAUUAGCGGCACAAGAGGCGCCUGUCAAAAUGGAAGAACCACAGGCUGCCCCACCUCCAGCUGAGAAGGUACCAGAAAAGGAAGAAAAGAAAGCAGAGGACUUGCAGAAAUUGGAAAAUAAGGAGGAGGUGGCUAAAUUUGAGCCUCCAGUUGAGGUUCCUGUGACAGUUACCCCUGUUGACGAGGCAAAAGAAGAAACGGCUACAACGACAGAAACUAAAGUCUCUACGCCUCCACCCUCUGCACAGGAACCUUCUGCUCCACAAACCCAGAACGCCACCCAGAGCCCCGCCCCUGAACCUGAACCCACACCGGCUGAAGCAGCAGAGCCUCUUCUCUCCAACGGCCUUCCUCAGGACACUGAGGAACUGUCUGAGGAUGUGGCAUUUUCAGACACUACACCCCUUGACAAGCCUGAUGCUUCUCAAUCUCAGGAAUCCACACCUGUGGCUAAAACGGCAAUGCCUGCCCAGGAGGAGGAGGAGGAGGAGGUGGAGGUGAAAGGGGAAGAAAGGAAGGAGAAAAGUGAGGAUGCCCCUCCUGCCUCCGUUAGCUGCCCUACAGAGGAAUCUACUAUGCAAGCUGCAACGUCUGUGCCAAAGAAGAGGAAGAACAUGAAGGAGUUCAACAAGAAAGAGGCAAUUGGAGACCUCCUGGAUGCCUUCACAGAGGAGCAAGAAGCCAAGCCUGCUCCUGAACCCUCGUCCACUCAGGCCGACCCUGUCCCUGUUGCUCCACCUGAACCUCCAGCUGAGGUUGUAGAUGAGACCUGGGAGGAGAAAGAAGACAAGCAAAAUGCAGAUCCUAAAGUCACAUCUGAGCCAACUGAGCAGAAAUACCAGUACAAAGAAGAAAAAUGGAAGCCGAUAGACCCAGAAGACAAGAAGCGGUACGACAGGGAGUUCCUCCUGGGCUUCCAGUUUAUCAGCGCCAGUAUGCACAAACCUGAUGGCCUGCCUACCAUCAGUGAUGUGGUCCUGGACAAGGCAAACAAGACUCCAAUGCGGCCUGCUGACCCAGCUCGAAUGAUAAAUGUGGGUCCUGAUUUUACGCCUUCGUAUUUGGGUAACCUUGGGAGCAGAUCGGUGGGAGGACCAAGAGGCCCGCCACCUGGGCCACGUCGCUCCCAGCAGGGUCAGAGGAAAGAGCCCAGGAAAAUAAUCAGCAGCAUGUCCCUCGGUGACGACGUGCAACUCAACAAGGCUGAGAAGGCCUGGAAGCCCACAGUAAAGAAGUCCACUCGAACCCGCGCCGCGGAGGAAGUCGAAGAUGACGAUCCCGAACAGGCCAAGACUCAAGAGCUGUUCAAGCGUCUGCGCAGUAUCCUCAACAAGCUGACCCCUCAGAAGUUCCAGGAGCUGAUGAAACAAGUGACAGAGCUGACGAUAGACACAGAAGAGAGGCUGAAGGGAACCAUUGACCUCAUCUUUGAGAAGGCCAUCUCAGAGCCCAACUUCUCUGUGGCCUAUGCCAACAUGUGCCGCUGCCUUUUGGGGUUGAAAGUCCCCAUCCCCGACAAGCCAGGACUCUUUGUGAACUUCCGCAAACUGCUGCUCAACCGCUGCCAGAAAGAGUUUGAGAAGGACCAGGAUGAUGAUGAAAUCUUUGAGAAAAAGCAAAAAGAAAUAGAGGCUGCCAAAGAAGGAGAGGAGUGUGAGCGCUUGAAGGUGGAGCUGCAGGACUUCAAAGACAAGGCUCGCCGCCGUUCAAUGGGUAACAUAAAGUUCAUUGGCGAGCUCUUCAAGCUGAAGAUGCUGACAGAGGCCAUCAUGCACGACUGCGUAGUGAAACUACUGAAGAAUCAUGAUGAAGAGUCUCUGGAGUGUCUCUGCAGGCUGUUCUCCACAAUUGGCAAAGACCUGGACUUUGAGAAGGCCAAGCCUCGUAUGGAUCAGUAUUUCAACCAGAUGGACAAGAUCAUCAAAGAGAGAAAGACCUCAUCCAGAAUCCGCUUCAUGCUGCAAGACGUCUUGGACCUCAGAAAGAGUGGGUGGGUGCCUCGUAGAGGAGACCAGGGACCUAAAACAAUUGACCAGAUCCACAAGGAGGCAGAGAUGGAGGAGCACAGGGAACAGAUCAAAGUUCAGCAGCAGCUCCAGUCCAAGAAAGAGGGCGGAGGAGAAAGAGGAGGCGGCAGGAUGGGAGGGAACAUGGGGGGCCGUGGCUCUCACACACCAGGAGGUGGCCGGACUAGCCAGCCUCAGGAUGAGGGAUGGAACACGGUGCCCAUUUCCAAGAACAGACCCAUCGACACCACUCGCCUUAGCAAGAUCACAAAGCCUGGUUCUCUGGACUUCAACAAUCAACUGUUGGCUCCAGGGGGAAAAGGCAUGUGGGGUAGCUGGGGCAAAGGCAGCAGUGGAGGAACUGGAGCCAAACCAGCAAGCGGAGAGACGGAUUCUGGUCGUCCAGCUACCAGCACCCUCAACCGCUUCUCAGCCCUGCAACAGUCUGGUUCGUUGUUGUCUUCAACUGACGCUGAUCGCAGAGCUCCUCAGAGGUCAAGCUCAAGCCGCGAGCGUGGUGGCGACAGAGACAGGGGUGAUCGCGACAGGGAUCGGUUUGACCGAUUCGAUCGCAGCGAGGGUCGGGAGGGUCGUGACGACAGGAGCACCCGGAACCAAAUCACCAAGAGAAGCUUCAGCAGAGAGUCUCAGGAGCGCGGCGGGAGGACCGGAGACCUCCGGGCCUCGACUGAGCCGGUGCGCCGCGUGGCCAGCAUGACCGACAAUAGGGACAGAGGAAGCAGGGACCGAGGAAGUCGGGAUAGAGGAAGCAGGGACCGAGGAAGCAGAGACAGAGGAAGUCAGGACAGGGCCCCAAGCAAAGAUCUCCCAGUUAAGCGUGAGAGCACCCCCACUCCUCCUCCUUCUCUCCCAAAACCUGCUUUGAGUGAAGAGGAGUUGGAGAAGAAGUCGAACGCCAUUAUAGAAGAAUACCUCCACAUUAAUGACUUGAAGGAGGCGUUGCAGUGUGUGACGGAACUCAACAGUGCCUCACUGCUCUAUGUGUUUGUGCGGAACGGCGUGGAGUCGACGCUUGAGCGCAGCACCAUUGCUAGAGCACACAUGGGCCUGUUGCUGCACCAACUUGUAAAGGCAGAUUUAUUGCCCACAGCGCAGUACUACAAAGGGCUAGAAGAGACCCUGGAGGCUGCGGAAGACACAGCCAUAGAUAUACCUCACAUCUGGCUCUACCUGGCUGAACUCAUUACCCCCAUGCUCCAUGAGGGAGGCAUCCCUAUGGGACAGCUCUUCAGGGAGAUCUCAAAGCCUCUCGUGCCUCUGGGGCAGGCUGGCGUGCUUCUGGUACAGAUCCUCAAGUUGCUCUGCAAAGAAAUGACCCCUAAGAAGGUUGGGGCCAUGUGGACUGAGGGUGGGCUCAAUUGGAGUGAUUUCUUGCCCGAGGAUGAAGACGUCAACAAGUUUGUCACCGAUCAGAAAGUGGAGUUCACCACAGGAGAGGAGAUGGAGUCAAAGGGCGUGGAUGAGAAGAAGGUCCUCAGUGGAGAGGAGCUUAGCAAACAGCUGGACCGACUCCUCCAGGACAAGGCCAACAACCAGCGCAUCAGAGACUGGGUGGAGGCUAACUUGGACGAGCAGCAAACUGCUUCCAACCAGUUUGUACGAGCGUUGAUGACAUCAGUGUGUCAGUCUGCAAUCAUAUGCGACAACCCGUACAGGGUGGACGCACGGCAGAUCGGUCAGAGGGCCAGUCUGCUGCAGAGAUACCUGUCUGAUGAGCAGAAGGAGCUGCAGGCCCUCUACGCCCUCCAGGCUCUGAUGGUGCACAUGGAGCAGCCAGCGAACCUGCUGCGCAUGUUCUUCGACGCCUUGUACGAUGAGGACGUUAUUAAAGAGGAUGCCUUCUACAAAUGGGAAACCAGCAAAGACCCUGCGGAGCAAACAGGCAAAGGUGUGGCCUUGAAAUCAGUCACCGCUUUCUUCACCUGGCUCCGCGAGGCCGAGGAGGAAUCUGACAAGGAAUAAAAGACUGAACUGAAAGCUGCCGCCCCCCUCUGGCAGGGUGGGGGCUUUGCAGAGAGUCACAGACAAUAUUGCCAGAGAGGCAGACUCGAAUCAAUCCUCAAUGAGGAUAAACCUUUAUUUUUUUUUAUUUUUUUUCUUUUCUUUGAGGGAUGGACUCAGAAAACAAUCAUUUCUCUCUACCCUUCCUCUCUCGCUUCCUCAUUAUUUCCCCCACCUGCUUGUCACAGCAAGUGUCCUCAUCAAAUAAACUUGAAAACUGAUUCAGCAGGAUUGCUUGUUAACGAGGUGUGAAGUAUCCCACAUGACUACGAAACUCUUUCUCACAAUAAUGCAAACCAACAGGCUGCUUUUUUUAUGGUUCUAGAUAAUUGUAAUGCCUAACAUCCUAUCUGAUCUGCAAGAUGAACCGCGAGGCGUGUGUGGUGUAGUGGGUUCCCUAAAACGUGGGUAUCGUCAUGCCAUAUUGUGUGUUCAGUCCAAACUCGGCUCUGUCUUUGUCCCUUACUGGCGUGUGCAGCAUGACUGAAGUGUGUUUCUAUUAAUGAUACAGUGGACGAAACUUGGAUAGACAAAUGUACAUGAACUAAUCUUAAUUUGAUGAAUGGAGUUUUUAAUGCAAAGGUUGUGUAUUUUCUCUUCCUGUUUCCCAUGAUGAACUUAGAGGACAGAAACAUGGACUGUUGUUGACCUUUGACUACUAGGGGGUGGUCUUAAUGCUUCCUCUAAGCCAUCCUCUCCCAUCCCCAGUAGUAAACCACACUGACUCUUCAUCUUUACCUCUUCUAUACCUAAACCUGAGCUGUCGUAGAGGACACUUAAUAACCCAAUCACCGUUAAAACUUGAAAUCUACAGAAAAAUUGACUUGAUGAAAAUAUAUACAGUUAAAACAACACAGAAAUGAUCCGAAAGCCUUUUCUACUGUAAGUGGAAACUUAUUUCAGGAGCAUUCUGUAAAUAUAUAAUUAAAAACAAACAAAAUGUUUUUCAGUUUAUUUUUCAGAAACGAGAAAUUGCUGAUGUAAUUGCAGUGUAUCCAACAGAAACAGCAGUUGUCCAGAUGCAGAGAGGUGCUUUAGAUAAUCCAUUGAUUAUUAGUUGUAUUGGAAUUUUGUAAAUAUUUUUUUUUUGCUUUCUUUAUUUAAGAAAUUAUUGCUUCUUUUGCAUCGGAAACUAGACAGAUGAGGUCACGGAACAUUGCAAAUAAAGGACUUAUUAAGUUGCUGA